Molecule: messenger RNA, 11621 nt
Organism: Cavia porcellus (domestic guinea pig)
Lineage: Eukaryota; Metazoa; Chordata; Mammalia; Rodentia; Caviidae
Gene: Lingo4
Product: leucine rich repeat and Ig domain containing 4
Exons: 1
Coding region: 2659-4560 (633 amino acids)
Cellular component (GO): extracellular matrix
Molecular function (GO): protein binding
Source: RefSeq, a predicted model, not a curated record
UGCAGACUCAUUCUUGCCUGUUUUAAAAAGAGAGGGAGGAGAGAGGAGAGAGGAGAGACGAGAGAGAGACAGAGAGAGAGAAAUGCUUCCUGGCUCUUUUCUCUCCCUCAUCCUUGGCAGCAAUGGCCACAGCAGCAGGAGCAGCAGAAGCAGCAGCAGCAGCAGCAGCAGCAGCAGCAGCAGCAGCAGCAGCAGCAACAGCAGGCAGGGGGGCAGCCGGCAGUGGGGACUGAGGCACAGAGGGGAGGUACAGGGGCCGAGGACCUGCUCCAUUGGGACAGGGUCCUCAGCCCUGGACAGAUGCAGUGACCAACUUGAUGCCACCCUCCAGCUUCUCUGGUAAGUGCCCCUACUCUCUGUCCCAAAGCGGCAGCUGCCCUUUCCUAUAACAUUCUCAGAGACAAAGCCAGACCAGUGUCCCUAUCAAUGAAAGAGGCACUUGCACCCCCCACCCUGCCACCCAUUAAUCCCAGCCCCACAGGACUUUGACAGGGAAACUAAAACACCCCAGGUGCCCCUAGAUGGGAAGACGCCAGGAGUCCUCUCCUCCAGUCUCCCCAGUACUCCCUCUGCCUCUGAGGAGGAUUUUCCCCUACAGUCCGUGGGACGUUCCAGAAAUCUUCCCCCCAGGGCACCAUUCCCCACACAGGUCUCAACCAGGUAUGUUUAGAGAACACGCUGAUGUUCCCUUGUUUCUCUGGACUGUCACACAGAGGCAAGGAAGAAGCUUUGCUCCCUUGAGGGGGUGAUGUCCCAGACCUUACUCUCUGAAGGAGAGAAAGAAGUGGCUCUGGUACCCAUGUCUCCCUGCAAAGUGGCCAGUCAUGUGGCCACCAAGGUUGGCAAGGGAAGUUAUGUGAUUGAAUUAGCUGCUUUAGAAAUAAGAGAGGCUGACCCUAAGUCCCCCAACUCUGGCCCAGCAGGCUUUGGCAACUAAGAGGACACUCACCGAAGUGGGAGGACAAGAAGCCGUGUUACAUGCUUCACUGCACUUUUGCUGAAUGCAGAGCAGAAGGGAUGAGCAGGAACUGCAGCAGCUGUGAUAAAGAGCUAGCGGUCAGGUGGACUUCCCAGAGCAGACCCAAGAAGCAGGAGGGAGGCUGGGACAGUUUCCCUGGAGAUCUCUGAGCAUGCAGAGCUACCUGUUAGGUCAGAACAAGGGCAGCCUUGCUCCUUACUGUGAUUCUCAGAAUGUUUUCUACACUCCUGUGUUCUGUUGGCCUCCUUCUUUAGCCCAGUGCCAUAGUUCUCUGAAGUAACUACAGGACAGCCUCUCCAAAGAUCCUCCCAGAGGAAGGUUAGAGUGGGAAAGGAAAGGAAAAAGUCAUAUCAUCUCUUAAACUGCCUCUCUUACCCUCCACUUGGUAGAAAUAGAGCAUGCUGCAGAAAACUGACCUUAUAGGAUCCAGAAAGCCUGAGGCCCCAAACUCAGAAAUGAUCAAGACUCACAGGCGGGGAGAGAGGACCAGGCCUGUUGCCUCCAGAAGUAUCAGUUGGUUCUUGCUCCUAUUUCUCUGCCAUUCUUGCCAAUUGCAAUACUUCCCCUCCCUUGGGUUCCCUGCUGCAACAACAGGACAAACUGCAGGGCUCUCACCAUGAAGGAUCCCUUCUCCUCUAUCACCUCAGCCAGGUCCUCAGUGGUCAGUCAUCGUAGUCACCAACUUCCUAAUAUUCCCCUGUCCAGGUACUCAGCAACUCAUUUUACGUCAGCAGGCUCUGCACUCUGCCUGGGGCCGGUUGUCUGCUGUGCUGUCCCCACUUCAUAGCAUCUGGUCAGAUGUUGUCUCCCCUCCCUUAUCUAUGCCUCCCUGGUGACAGUCUGCCUCUUAUGCAUUGCUCCAGCAGCUCAGGGUACAGGGCACAAGAGCUCACUCUCAGUUUCACACAUAGACUAGAAGCAAUACAUUAGAAAGAGGGCUAUGAGAGACACCCAAGACUGAAGUCUGAGAAGCAGAACCAAAACCCCGAGCGCCCUCUGGAUCCCUCUCACACUCCAACUCCACGGGCAAGGGUGGUGGGAUGUGCUUUGGUCUUUUGUAAAGGAUUCCCAGCUCCCCACCAAGCACUCCCUGCACCCUGGGCCAUGCUACUGUGCACCUGAGCUCUUGUCCACACAGGCCCUCUAGGGACACUGGAUCUGCUAGUUCAGAGCUUGGGCCCUGGGCCAGUCUGAAAGAGGCCAGAGACUGGGGGCAGAGCUGAGGCCUGCAUGUUUCCCAGCCUCCAGUGACUUAGUCAAGGUGAAGACCUAUUUCUGUCAGUACAAAGAGCUCUAGCCAAGGAUGUGACCUUCCUGAGCCUUAGAGAAAGUUGUGGAUACACAAAAUGGGAGACAUAGUCGGCCAAGAGGGACAGAGCAGCACUUGGAGAGAGUUGCAACAAGGGCAAGCAGAAUUGUGGUGUUCCUGGAUCUUACAGACCCAGGAAAACCCCCAUUAUAUAGCCAGACUCAGAGUUCGUUCCCUGCUGCUCCAUGUUUUAUUCCCAUAAAACUUUCUCUAUUAGCAAUCAGUUUGACUAGACUCCAUGAGCACUUGGGCAGUUAUCCAGGGCUGGGAGAGGGGAGGAAAGGAGAGAUUCCCUAAAGAGGAGCCCCAGAAAGCCCUAGGGAGGUAGCACACCUGAAUCCUUCCUGAUUUUGUGCUGUCCUGGCCAGCAAUGCUGAGACAGAUAGAUCAAGUCCUCUCUCUAAAGAGGGCCAGGGAAGUCCAGGGUCAUUAUCUCAAGCCACUCUCCAAAAAGGGCCAUGUCAUCAUCUAUUCCAGGGCUCGAGAGGGGAUGGAUACAGCCAAAGCUCCAAAGCAAGCCUGGCCCCCGUGGCCUCCCCUCCUUUUCCUGCUCCUUCUGCCUGGAGCAGGCAGUACCAGCUGCCCUGCUGUGUGUGAUUGUGCCUCCCAACCCCGGGCAGUACUCUGUGCUCACAGGCGGCUGGAGGCUGUCCCUGGGGAACUCCCCCUGGACACUGAGCUCUUGGACCUGAGUGGGAACCGCCUAUGGGGGCUACAGCGGGGUAUGCUCUCACGAUUGGGCCUGCUCCAGGAACUGGACCUCAGCUACAACCAGCUCUCCAUACUUGAGCCCGGAGCCUUCCAUGGCCUACGAAGUCUGCUCAUACUGAAGCUCCAGGGCAAUCGACUCCGAAUCAUGGGCCCUGGGGUCUUUUCAGGGCUGUCUGCCCUCACAUUGCUGGACCUCCGCUUUAACCAGAUUGUCCUCUUCCUGGAUGGAGCUUUUGGUGAGCUAGGCAGCCUCCGGCAGCUGGAGGUUGGAGACAACCACCUGGUGUUUGUGGCUCCUGGGGCCUUUGUAGGGCUGGCACAGUUGAGAGCCCUCACUCUGGAGCGAUGCAACCUCAGCAUGGUGCCUGGCCUUGCCCUCGCCCGCCUCCCAGCACUUGUGGCCCUUAGGCUUCGAGAACUGGAUAUUGAAAGGCUGCCUGCUGGGGCACUGCAGGGGCUGGGGCAGCUGAAGGAGCUGGAGAUCCACCACUGGCCAUCUUUGGAGGUUCUGGAACCGGGGAGCCUGGCUGGGCUCAAUCUAAGCAGCCUGGCCAUCACUCAUUGCAAUCUGAGCUCAGUACCCUUCCAGGCACUGUACCACCUGAGCUUCCUCAGGGUCUUGGAUCUAUCUCAGAAUCCAAUCUCGGCCAUUCCAGCCCGAAAACUCAGCCCUCUGGUACGGCUCCAAGAGCUCCGGCUGUCAGGGGCCAGCCUCACCUCCAUUGCUGCCCAUGCCUUCCACGGCCUGACUGCCUUCCACCUCCUGGAUGUGGCAGAUAACUCCCUUCAGACACUAGAGGAAACAGCUUUCCCUUCGCCAGACAAACUGGUCACCCUCAAGUUGUCUGGCAAUCCCCUGACUUGUGACUGUCGUCUCCUUUGGCUGCUCCGGCUGCGCCGCCACCUGGACUUUGGCACAUCACCCCCUGCCUGUGCUGGCCCCCAGCAUGUUCAGGGGAAGAACCUGCGGGAGUUUUCAGAUAUUCUGCCUCCAGGGCACUUCACUUGCAAACCAGCCCUGAUCCAAAAAUCUGGGCCUCGGUGGGUCAUUGCAGAGGAAGGGGGACAUGCCGUUUUCUCCUGCUCUGGAGACGGAGACCCAACCCCAACUAUCUCCUGGAUGAGGCCUCAGGGGCCUUGGCUGGGAAGAGCUGGGAGAAUUAGGGUCCUAGAGGAUGGGACACUGGAGAUCCGAUCAGUGCAGCUACAGGACAGGGGAGCCUAUGUCUGUGUGGUUAGCAAUGUAGCUGGGAAUGACUCCCUAAGGACCUGGCUGGAAGUAAUCCAAGUUGAACCACUAAACGGUACUCUCUCUGACCCCAACAUCACCAUGCCAGGGAUCCCAGGGCCUUUCUUUCUGGACAGCAGGGGUGUGGCUAUGGUGCUAGCAGUUGGCUUCCUCCCCUUCCUCACCUCGGUGACCCUUUGCUUUGGGCUAAUUGCCCUCUGGAGCAAGGGCAAGGGCCGGGUCAGACAUCACAUGACCUUUGACUUUGUGGCACCUCGGCCCUCUGGGGAUAAGAACUCUGGGAGUAACAGGGUCACUGCCAAGCUCUUCUGACCUUUCCUUACAUCCUAAGGAUUCAAGCAAGUCCACUCCAGAUGCCAAAGGGGAAGGCAGAAGCAAAGCCACUCUGGAUCAGACCUUAUUCUGAGCAACACAGAUCUUUCACAUUUGCCUUUCACGGUGCCACAACUGGUGAUGCUGGAAGAAGGGCUGCUGCCCUGUGCUUCUCCAAACUGAGGACAGCACUGUCUUCUCUUUAAAGAAGAGAUUCUAAGAGUCACAGAUACUGUAGUUAGCCCAGCCUUCCCUGAACCACCCCUUCAACACAUACACACAAGCGUGAACCAUAAUCAAGCUUCCAGUCUGCUACUCUAACCACCAAGCUUUCUUCGCCUUCUUACAACUUUGAUAACCAAUACCAUCUGCCAACCCCAGCAGUGAGAUUAUUUCAGAAGUGGGGCUGGAAAGUGCCACUGCUGAAUGGAAUCUCUGCUCCUCGCCCAGACAGUCUCCCUUUCUCUUCUGGUCCUCAGCCCCAGCCUAGUCCCAGCCUCUAGGUGCAAGGAACUAGAGCCAAGGAUCCUCAGGCAAAGGAGAAGAGCAUGCAUGUGUGGGACAGGGGAGGGCAGAUCACAUAUUGCACUGUCUGCAUGAGCCUGUCUGAUCAUUAAACCUGCUGCCAAAAGGCCACAACAGUCACAGCCAAGACAAAACAUGAUCUCUGGAACUUUCUUUACCUCAGUUUAUCCCCCCUUUUCCCCUUUCUGCCUGCCUAUUGAUGAGUAUCUUGGUGACCAUGACUCCACCUAAUCCAGUCUGCCAAUGAAGGCAAAGGUCGAUGGUGCCCGCCUGUUUUAGUCUCAAUUCUUCCACUUGUACAUUCCAUCUCUGGACCUGAGGAGAUUCCUCCACCUUCAAGGGAUGCCUACGCCAAAAUCCCAGCCUAGUUCACCAACUUGUUCCCUUCUUUUACAUUUCUAGUCACUCUUCCAUAGAGGUCUGGUGCCCUGGGGGAAAACCCAGAAAGGACCUCCUAGAAAAAGACUAAUAAAUAUGAGAAACUGCAUCACUCCAAGGAGGGAGACCCAGCUUGGAGGCGGCAGGGAGUGUGGCCAAGCAAGCUGUAGUGAAAGUGGAGGAAAGAGAAGUGGAGCGGGUACAGUCUGCCUGGUUUCUUUCCACCACCUUUCUGCAGCAACUCCCACCCCCACCGCGUUUAGCACCGUCCCAGUGGGAAGCUGUCUCUGGACAGAUGUCACCGAGCAGGGAAGAGGAAUGCGCAGUAAACUGCUGAGUACCACAAAGACAGACAGCAGACAGAAGACAAAGCAGAGCUCUGAGAAGUACAGAUGCUGGGCUCUGAAGGGACAGAGCAACAGCCUCAGCAUCAUCAGAAGACAAGGAAGGGAAGGGAGCAGAGAAGUGAGAGAAGGGAUAGACAAGCGGAGAAUCACGUGGUGGCUUAGGAGACUUUCUGUGGCAGCAUCUGCCCUGUACCCUUAGUUUCCCUCCUCAACUCACCCCAUACCUGCAGGCACCCUGAGCUUCCUAGCUGAUGUCACUGUCCUUGCUCUGAGGAGGGCCCACUCAUUACAAGAGCACCAGCUCAGAUUAUCCCUGACAGGUGAGGGCAGCUAGAACCACUGAGCAGGCAAAGCUCUUUAGUGGGGCAGAAGUCAAUGUGAGAAUCCAGCAGUGUGGUAAGUGAGUCUGGAGAAACUGACGUUCUUGAGAAAUGGCCAUCCCUGAGCCCACCUCCGCCCUGUGCACACAACUCAGCAUCCAGAAACCUCCUCUCUCAGGUUUCUGAUGCACCCUCCUCUCUGUAAUCUUUCACCCGGCAGCUUAUUAGGUUGGGACCUGGGAGUUGAGCACCAACGGUGCUCACUAGUUGUCCUCUCUGCAAUGCAGAUAAGCACUCACUGCUGGGGCCCUGGGGCAGCUAGGAACAGAUGAGAAUCUGGCAGAGGGAGAUGCUGCUGCCCAGUCUCAGCAACACACAUAUACAAGAGAAAGAAAAGUUGAGUCACACAUGUAAUUUCAAACUUAAAGUGGCUCCAUUAAGCAAAAUCAAAAUGAGGCAGGCUAACCAAUGGACCCAAACUGUUACCAUUUCAACAUAUCCAUGCAAAAACCAAUGAUGACACAUUUAACAUUUUUUUCAUACUUGGUUUUUGACAUUAAUAGUAUAUUUUACACUUAUAAGGCAUCUCAAUUCAGUCACUAAAUUUUUACCAGAAAUGUCUAUAAUUCAUAAAAGUAACCUUUAAAAAAGUAGAUUCACACAUUCAAGAUGUUCUAAACAUAGUGAAAAGUUUCCCAACAACUGAAUUAUCUAUUCUUAAUUUUAAAUUAAUUAAAAUUAACUACAGUUAAGUUUCUAGUCCCCAGUCACACUAUAACAUUUACAUGUAUGUAAGAGCCACAUGUGCCCAGUAGCUACUACACUGGACAGAACAGCUCCAGAGACUCUAACUCUGGGCUUAGACUUAGGUCUCUCUGGUGGGUGAGGUCUCCCCCAAGAAACGUUCACAUCUCAUGGAGAUGCUUGCGGGGUUACUCUCCACUUCCACCCCUUCAGGGCUUUCCCAAGACCCCUUCCAGAGGUAAAGCCUGUUAGAAUAAGGUCACUGUGCUGAGUACUACCAAGAUUGGUCCCAACAUCAGCAAGCCCAUCCCUUACCAUACCAGUCUGGGAAGUCUGUGACUGUGCCAGCUGUGGUCUGUGUGCCAAAGAAUAUGCAAAUACAACUGAGGCCAUAGCAGGUGGCAUGCUUACCAAAUAGCUCUGUGGGGAAUGCCAGCACACAAGGCUAUGAUGGUACCACGUGGGAGGGGACAGUUCAACUCCAGGCUCUGCCUGGGAUGGGUGGGGAUGAUGCUGAGAAAAGAGGAAACAUUUGUGGGGGGCUAUUCUACAUCAAGUGGCAUUAUACAUGCUUUCUUAUUUCAUCUUCACAUCGACCCUAUAAAGCAGGUAGGCAACUGAACUGAUGCAACUCAAAGUCAACUAGAUUCUACUGCUUCAGUGGACAGAAUUAGUUAAUAAGGAAACCGCUUGGAAUUCAGCCCUGUCUGACUGACACCCCCUACUGCUUCCACCGCACUGCUUACUCACUGUUUACUCCUCCCAAGACUUCAGUGCAGGAUGAUCUGCGACACAGGUGACAUCUUCCACCCCACUCACUCUCCCUUUUUAUAAAAGACUGGGUUCUGCUGCUGACCCUCAAUUUCGUUUCAUGACUCUCAUCCACCUGAGUCAGGAAGUCGCUCUCCAAUAUCCAAAUGCCUCUGCUUUAGGGACUGGUGAAAAGGAGCCAAAUUCCAAGGAUCUGAUAGACUGAAAUGAAAGGCCUGUCUCCCAGCAACGUAUGUCUUCUUGAUUAAAAUGCAAGCUUGAGAUUUCCUAAUUUCUUGUCUGGGUCUUAACUAGCAACUUACUAGGUUAGAGAAAAGAUGUUCAGAAAUUUCCAGUACAAAAGAACAACCCAUAAGCUCUUUGCAUUCACUGACCCUACCCAUUUUCUGCCUGCCUCGGCCUAACAGAACCUUCCCAAGGUCACCUCAUUCUACCUCCCCUCUUCCUCCGCUCUUCAUUUCAGUCAUGGUUUCGCCUAAGCCGGGAGAACUCUAGACCCAAAGUACGCUGGCAUCAUUCCAGCACUCCCCAUGUUGCUCCCUGAUGUAUUCUUUCUCUAAUUUCAACUUCUUUUACUGUAUUGGAUCCUCUUGUUGUUUUUUUGUACAAGGGAUUGAGCUCAACACAUUAUGCCUGCCAGGCAGGCCCUUAUGCCACUGAGCUAAAUCCCUGGCCCUAGGUACUGGAUCCUGAUGCAAGGAAUGAGAGCCCUGCAAAGUAAUGCUCUUCAACUUUGAGUUGUAAACCUCGAGAAUACCUGGUAUAUGCUUUGAACCUGCUUAAUGAAUGCUGGGACACCCAGGCCUUACAUUAACUCAUUACCAUACUGCCUCCUACAGCCUGUUCAGAAUAUACUCUAAAGAAAGGGAAUAAAGUUUAGGAACUGGAGAUGAGAACAAAUAACAAUUCACCCAAUUCAGCAUCUUAUAAUGCAACCUCUUGAUUGUGAUUUGGGCUUUUAGAGGGAAAAUAAAAUGAGAAACUCCUAGGGCCCGGGAUUUAGCUCUGCAGGCAUAAGUGCCUGCCUGGUAAGGGUGAGGUCAUGAGUUCGAUCGCCGGUACCAAAUAUUAAAAAAAUAAAGUAAAAUAAUCCAAUGAGAAAUCCCAAGUGCAUGGUGAAUUGAAAGUGAGUUCAAAAUCAUUUCACCUAAAGUUAUUCCUUCUAGUUCCCAAUUUCCCUACCCAGCCAGUUACAAGUCAACCCUCUAAAAUUUCCAGGAAAAGUGAUCUACCUCCCUUUUCACUGCUCUGGUAUGAUUUUAAUUUUUAAUUCCUAAACUGGAUUUCAACUUAUUUCCUCUUUUUUGCCCACUGCAACCUCCACUGGAGUGAGAAGAUAAUGCAGCUAUAAAGUAAUUCUGUGUUUUUUAUAGUACAGUGGACAUGAUUCCUUAGAUUUAAACUACUCUGGUAACUUCUUAAAGUAAAAAUAGCAAUAGUGAUCAAGAUACUCAGAUAUCUAGGAACAAUCUUAACAAGAAAUAUGUAAAUUCUACAUGAUAAAAACUAUAAACUAGUACUGAUGGGGCAUAAAGAACUAAAAUUUAUAGAAUGAUUCUGUAUCACAAAUACAAUUCUUCCUUAAGCAAUCUAAAACCAUAUUAUUCCAAUCAAAAUAACAUUAACAGUAGAAAAGUGAGUUGUAUAUUUUCCAAAAUAUACAGUAAUAAAAAUGAAUAUACUAAAAUUAUAUACAAUAUGAUUAGUCCCAAAAUACUUGGAGUAAAAGACAUGAGACACAAAAGAGCACAUUCUGUGAUAUUCUCUCUCCCUCUCUCUCUAUACACAUACACACAUACACACACACACACACACACACACACACACACACACACACAUCAGGGAAAACUGGUUUAUAGUAUUAGGAGUCAGAAGAGUGAUUAUCCUUUAGGACUGUAGUAUCAACAAAGAGACACAAGAGAAGCUGGGGCAUGGGAAAUAUUUAGUGAUUUUUUUAAAAAUCUGCUAUUGGUUACAAAUGCAUUUCAUCAAUAUGUACACCUAUCAUUUGUGCAUUUUUCUGUAUAUACACUGUACAUUAACUUCUCAAAUUGUGUUAAAGAUGUAAAAUUUUGAGAAAUGAUAUGAUACUAAAUAGACAAGUCAAUGGAACAGAGUGGAAAAUUGAGAAGUGGGCUCAAAUACAUGCAACAAUUUGUAUAUUAUUAAGUUAGAAUUAAAAAUGGAGCAAAUAGACUGAGAGAACAUGGCGGACAGACAACAGCAACUACUGAACGCUCUCUAAAGGCUCGGCUCAGAGGCCAGGAAUGAUGCGGACUAAGGAGAUACGAACCAGUAGAGAUAUGCUCUGCUGACUCAGGAACGAACUGGGCUGAGAGAAUCCAACUUGGAAUACAGUCCUGGCGCUAAAAUAGGAACAGAAAAAUCUCGGUGUGGAGGCUCGACUCCGCGCCAUUGGAAACCGCGGUUUGGAUUUCCUGCCGCCGGGCGGCCGGCUACCUCCACAGCGGCUCGGCAAGGAGAGACGCGACUGCCGAGCUCUGGGAACGGGAGUCUCCGAACGGAGUCGGAAACGCGAAGGACAGGGAGGAAGGCUGACUGGUGGCGAGGUGAGCGAGGAACUGACUCCCUACCGCAGUUUGACUCCAGCGGAGGUUUUUCUGGGCGCGGGCAGUCCUGUAAGAGCAGGGCGCGGUGGCAACUGCAGCCGCACACUUCCCUCUCGGACGGGAUUGGUGAAAGGUGCCUGGCCGGAGGGACGCUGCUCGCGAACUCCCUAGGCUGGCCUAACCCAGAUCCCAGAGCCUGACGGUGGCCCGGAGGAGCGACCGACUCCCGCGUAGGCUGCCUCCUCCGCAACUCCCUGGGGCGCAGCGGUGAGCGGGAACAACUAGCCAGCGCAAUUUGAUCAAGCUGUGGCUGACAGGCAGGGAAGCCGGGCCUCCUGUGUAAGAUUACAUUUUAUAAGGAACAGAAAAUAUGGGGAAGGGAAGCAACAAAAAAGGCUCCUCGACCCCCAAUCCUGAGAAUCAGGCAAUAGUGGACACUGCACCAAUAUACAUUAAGCGCCAUUUAGAGAGCCUCAUAGACCAAUUCAGGAAUGAAGUUAUCAAUGACCUGAAGCUAGAAGUAUGCAGAAUAGUUAGAGAAAUGCUAAGCACCACCCAGGAAAAAGCAGAUGGUGGAAUGGAAGAACAGAAAAAGAGGGGAGAAUUGCUUGAUGGAGAAAACAGAGAAAGCAUUGAGUAUGUGAAGCAGGUGCAAAGGGACUAUCAAGAAAUUAAGAAGUCUACCCAAGACUGGCAUAACAGCUUGAAAGAAACUAAGGACAGACUAUCUGAAUUGGAGGGCAGACUUGAAACAUGGGAGAAUGAAAUGAAAAACUUCUUAAAAAUAACAAAGAAACACACAGCAAUAAUACAAAGACAAGAAGAUGAUAAGAGGAGCCAUAACUUAAGGAUUAAGAACAUAAAAGAAGAAGUAGGGACAUAAACAAGUGAACUACAAAAGCUACUCACAGAAAUAAUCCAGGAGAAUUUUCCUAAUGUAGCAAAAGGUAAAGAUACUCAAAUGUAUGAGGCAUACAGGACCCCAGCUACCUACAACCCUAACAGAGAAACACCCAGGCAUAUAAUAAUAAAAAUUCCAGAAAUUCAAUACAAGAACAGAAUAUUAAAAGCUGUAAGAGACAAGAAACAGAUCACUUACAAGGGAAGACCCAUCAGAAUUACAGCAGAUUUCUCUUCACAAACCAUCAAAUCACGAAGAGCAUGGGGAGAAAUAAUUCAAGCUUUGAAAGAUAAUAAUCUACAGCCAAGAUUGAGAUAUCCUGCACAACUGUCCCUGGAAAUUGAUGGAAAAACGAGGUGCUUCCAGGAUAAAGAGGAACUGGGGGAAUUUGCAACCACCAAUUCAACCCUACAGAAAGUAUUGCAGGAUAUUCUAAAAAAAGAAAAAUACAAAGAACCCAGAAAUAGGGGCGGGGAGGCCACAACGAAUGGAGCAGAGAACAAAA